UCAACAAGUAUCUUAUCUCUCUAGCUUUGAUCGCACCGAUGUGAGCUGACCGGGGAUAUUCUGUUCUGGGUAUGAACGUCCAUGACAUCAUGGAUAAUGUCACGAGAAAAUCCCCAAUUGGACCCCAAAUCCUCAAACUCGGGUUACUACGCCCUCAAUCUACGUAGCGUAAAGUUUUCUGGUUUACCCACAAAUAUCGUACCUGGUAAAAAACUGACCUGUCUUCGAUCGAGAUCGAAUUUGCCCCUAGUCUUGACAUUUGCAACCCCUAAGUGGUCGGUGAGCUCCGUCUCCAAUAGCUAUAGCUGUGCGCGGGUGAGCUUCGCACAAUCAUACCCACUAAAACUUUCCACAGCUAUCCAUAUUUUCUUACCUCACGCGCGCAGGAUGUGAGGUGGAACCAGAAAAUCGAGGAGGUCCCAGUAUGGCCUCCUCAUGCCUAUAUAUACACCCUCCCGCAGCCCCUCAUCGAGCUGUAUCAACCCCAAAAUACAGAUUCCAAAACCCCCCAAUACAAAUUCCAACAAAAGAGAGAACCAGCAACACAAACACACACAAUGUCCUCAUACGACAACACCACCGGAUACGUCGGCGGCGGCUACGACAACCCCGAUCAGAUGAACACCCAGGGCUGGGGCCAGACCGACAACGUCGAGAACACCGGCAUGGGCCCCGCCGCCUUCCCCCCUCGCCGCGGCUCCCACACCUUCGGCAGCCAAGGCAACCCGGGGAUGGGCACCACCAGGGGCCAGGACCGCACCUCGUCCUACUACGACGAUGACAGCUACAACGCCGGCGCCGCACGCGGUCCCCGCUCUGCUUCCGCCACGGAGGACUCGUAUAACCCCGGUGGUCGUGCGGGCGAUCCUGGCUACGGACCGAGGAGGAGCAGCAUGGGGAGCGUGAGUAGCAUGCGCAGCUUUGACGAUUCGCAGCACCUCGGUGAGGGAGCGUCGGGGAGGGGGUCGCGUGGCUAUCAGACGGGGAUGGGGAGGAAUAUUGGUGGCGAGAAGCCGACCUCGUAUAGUACGAGUUCGACUACGGGGACGAGUUCGAAGCCAGGGACUGGGGGGUGGAAAGGAGCGGCGAAGAGGUUGGCGUCGAGGCUUCCGAUGGGGAAAGGCAGCGGCGAUUGAGGGCGAGGGUGAGGGAUAGGUUGGAUUUGAAGGCGGGGAGUGGUUUGAAGGAUUGGGAGAUGGGAUGAUAUUUUGAGGUUUUGAAUGGAGGGUAGAUGAUGUAUAAUUUAAUUUUCAGCUGAUAUUAAUAUUCUGGUGCAACGGCGAGGCUUUGAAGGUGAGGCCGUGAGGCU
Pseudogymnoascus destructans is the source of this 1309-nucleotide messenger RNA. RefSeq lists its product as uncharacterized. The record is from RefSeq and is a predicted model, not a curated record. The transcript has a single exon. The coding region runs from base 558 to 1136 and encodes 192 amino acids. Lineage: Eukaryota; Fungi; Ascomycota; Leotiomycetes; Thelebolales; Thelebolaceae.